Molecule: messenger RNA, 2809 nt
Organism: Amorphotheca resinae ATCC 22711
Lineage: Eukaryota; Fungi; Ascomycota; Leotiomycetes; Helotiales; Amorphothecaceae
Exons: 5
Coding region: 443-2353 (636 amino acids)
Biological process (GO): mitotic DNA damage checkpoint signaling; protein phosphorylation
Cellular component (GO): nucleus
Molecular function (GO): ATP binding; protein serine/threonine kinase activity
Source: RefSeq, a predicted model, not a curated record
CUGGAAAUCCUGGAAAUCCUGGAAUCCUAAAUCCUGGAAUUACUCGCCUCCGAAUUCCUCGACUGCCGCGAAUCCUGAACUUCUUGAACCCUUGGAAUUGAAUCCGCAACUGCCGCCUUUUCUCUCCACUGUCUUGUCGCAAAUCCCCCCCCUCCUAUCCCGUCCGGGUCAAGAGGCAUCGCAGAUUGGCGCGACGAUCGCUGCUCACUGCGAACUUGAUCCAUCUCCACCUCCAUCAUACCACGUCUCGUUUCUUGGGGUCCCUGUUCGCUUACGCCUGACCUACGUGACUACGUCGUGACUGCCCAUUGCCCUUCUCUGAAGCCGCCGCCCGGGCAAGAAGAGUCCAUUCGUCGUUGCUCGACACUCCCUGGCCUCAUUAGUCCCUCGCACCUGCGACACCCUCAACAUUGUCAGUUGCUUUGGAGAACCUCUUGGAAUCAUGUCUCUCUCCCAGUCAAUAAAGAAUCUAAUCCGACACGGAAAGCAAGGGCGAACGUCGCAUCCGCAAGACGACCCGACCACACAAGUAUCGCCGGUCAAUGUACAUCAACAAGCCUCACAAAACCACCGUGCUGUACCCCCGCAGCACCACUACGCCACCUCAGAUCCCAGCGGGAACACUCAUCAACAACCUCAAGGACAGAUGGCUGAUGCGCAGGCCGGAAACGCGGCGGCGCAGGCCGCAGGGACUCGUCAACAAGCCGCCACGAAGAAGAAGGUGGAUGCUGAAGAUCUUGCGAGAAUUGUAGCGGAGGAGAACGAGAGCAAAGGGAAGCUGCCAAAAUACCCCGGCCUUGAGCGAUGGCAACUGCUAGAGAAGAUGGGCGACGGCGCCUUCAGCAACGUCUACCGAGCGCGGGACCUGGAUGGUAAAGCUGGAGAGGUCGCUAUCAAGGUCGUCCGGAAAUUCGAAAUGAAUUCGAGCCAGGGCGAUGCACACCUUCAUCCGAACUUCAAGAAGGGGCCAAAAGUAGUGGAGAGAGCAAAUAUCCUAAAGGAGGUACAGAUUAUGCGGCAACUGGACCAUCCCAACAUAGUGAAGCUUGUCGAUUUUGCAGAAUCUCGACAGUACUAUUAUAUCAUCUUAGAGCUGGCACCCGGGGGAGAACUGUUCCACCAGAUUGUCCGCCUUACUUAUUUCAGUGAAGACUUAUCCAGGCAUGUCAUCACUCAAGUCGCGGAAGCAUUACUGUACUUGCAUGAAGAGAAAGGUGUUGUUCAUAGGGACAUCAAACCAGAGAACUUACUAUUCACACCUAUUCCAUUCAUCCCUACCAAGAAUCCGAAGCCAAGAUCGGCUGAAGAUGAGGACAAGGUAGAUGAGGGAGAGUUCAUCAAGGGAGUUGGGUCUGGCGGUAUUGGACAGAUCAAGCUUGCCGACUUUGGUUUGAGUAAGGUUGUCUGGGAUACACAAACAAUGACCCCUUGCGGAACGGUCGGAUACACGGCGCCCGAAAUCGUCAAGGACGAACGAUACUCGAAGAGCGUUGAUAUGUGGGCCAUGGGAUGUGUGCUCUAUACACUACUCUGCGGCUUUCCCCCAUUCUACGACGAGAGUAUCCAAGUACUCACCGAGAAAGUUGCAAGAGGACAAUACACCUUCCUGUCACCGUGGUGGGACGAUAUCUCGAAGUCGGCUCAGGACCUCGUAUCCCAUCUCUUGACUGUCGACCCAAACAAGCGUUACACGAUCCAAGAAUUCUUAAAUCAUCCAUGGAUCAAAGGAACCGAAGAGCCCACGUACGCCGCUCUGGACGCACCUCCACUCGCUACGCCAGCUGCAGAACGACAAAAGCAACUUGGCGCUGGCGCUGGCUUGCAUGCGUUCAACCCAGACCUGCUCGAAUCACCCACAACGGGCAAACGCAUGGACUUCCGCAGUCCGGGCGCUGUCAACCUGCGUGAGGUUUUCGAUGUAGGAUAUGCGGUCCAUAGACAAGAGGAGGAAGGAAAGCGCCGCAAGAAUUUCAAGCAGGGCUAUCGUGGUGCAGCCGCCAUCAAUAGUCUCAAUCCUAUCGACGACGAAGAAUUUGCCGAGGAGGAAGAGGACUACGAAAAUGAUCAUGGUAUCCCGACGAAGGUACCAAAGGCCAGAGAAGCGGAUGUACACCAGGUAGAGCAGGGUCUCAGAAAUACAAAUCUCAACUCUGCGGCAAAUGGGAAGCCGCCUCAGAAUGCAACAGCACAGAAAGGCUACGGUCAGCAUAGCCCAGCGGUUACGGCGGCGGCCAAGCAGCAGGUCAGGAAUAAGAAAGGGACAUUUGAGCUUAACCUUGAGGGUGCGACAUUGCUGGGACGGAGAGGCCAGAAGGCCCCGAGUGCUUUAAGGGAAUCUACUACGGUCCAGUAGCCAUCGGGCGCUGCGGGUGCACGUAGGCCAGAUUGGUAGAUACGGAGGAAGGGCUGGGCCUGAAUUCUGUGCUUUGCAACGUUUGGCGUUUGGCAUUCUGGGUAAAUCCUGGUCAGACUUUCUUUUUUGCCCUGUUUUUCUUCCCACGCGAUGGUACAUGUGUAUCUGGUUGCGUGCGGCAAGUGGAUCAUUUGCAUAUUAAGAUAUAGGUGGCGUUUUAUGCAUUGCGGGGGGUUCUUUUCUUUUUUUACUUUUUUCAUACCUAGUGUGAGUCAGGCAACUAACACAUGAGAUUUCUCUCUUGCGAUGACAUACCGUGGGGACUAAGAUAUGUAGAGUAGACAGUAUCAGUCUUUCACCAGCUUUGACGUUUGUAAGACGUCUGUGAGGAUAUAUGCCUUGGUGACUAGGGUAGUCCCUAGCAAUGCAGAAUGAACGCUGAGCUAGUCUCCAGCC